CAAUGGCGGAUUUAUCACACGAAUUAGGUGCACUGCGCUUCGUUAUGGACUCCCCACUAUCUUCAAAAGUAGCCAUGUUCAAUAAUCAAGUCAAUCAGCACAAGCAGUCUCAGCUUUUAAAUCCAUUCUCGCAAACGGAUGGCCGCUCUUCACCAAAGCCCACAUUCUCCAAAGAUGAGUACGGCAAGCCCCUGGCAGGAAGUUUAACAGAAAUGAGAGGACAAAAGGCCAAUAUUCACGUGUUGAAAGAAAUGUUGGAGCUUUGUCAAAUUAUUGACUCGGAAGGUUACAAUGUCAAGGAUGAACCACAAAUGCGCGUCAUACCCUUUGGAGAGCUAUUUAAUAUCUACAACUACAUCUCUGACAAAGUUGUGGGGAUUCUACUUAGAGCCCGCAAACACAAACUGGUCGAAUUUGAGGGUGAGAUGCUCUUCCAAAGACGUGACGAUGAUGUUCCAAUUUUCUUGUUGAAGCCGAUAUCGGAGAUACGACAUGAACUAAAUGAUAAGAUAGAAAGCAUUAAACGAUCGGGCAGUCCUGCUCCACAAGCCACUUCGGUAUUGUUGGAUAAGAAGGCGCAUGGCUUAGAUGUUCCUAGAGGCGGUACACCUGUGUCACGUACUCCAACACCACAGUCCUCGAAGGCUGCCUCGCCAGUACGUGAAACAAAAAAGACCAAAUCUAAGGCUGCGGCUGCUCCUACCCCACUUGAAGUACCAAAAAUUCAACUAAGCGGGGAAGCAGACGUAAAGGAUUCACCUAAAUCAGAAAAUACCGAAAAUCAACAACAAACCCAGGUUCCUGUUUCCCAAGAGGAAGCGCCCGAACAAACAGAAGCUGCUGCAGUACCGACUGAGACAACAAUACCCCCAGUACAACAAACCCAACAACCCACAACAGAAGAUCCGGCGAACAAAAGCGACGUCAACAACAACCCAGCCGAUCUGCCAGUCGUUGAAGUCAUUGAAGCUACAGCCGUCUAUGUCCGAUCGAACAAUAACGGAUCUGUACCACCCACCAGCAACACUGAAGCUGCAACGACGCCGGCCGCCUAA
Messenger RNA from Musca vetustissima, 1055 nucleotides. RefSeq lists its product as uncharacterized. Gene Ontology annotation, molecular function: actin binding. The transcript is spliced from 4 exons. The coding region runs from base 3 to 1055 and encodes 350 amino acids. Gene Ontology annotation, biological process: positive regulation of Rho protein signal transduction. Lineage: Eukaryota; Metazoa; Arthropoda; Insecta; Diptera; Muscidae. The record is from RefSeq and is a predicted model, not a curated record.